GCCUGCUCUAGAGCUUUAGUUCACUCGUAGCCUUCGGACGAACGCAACGUAAAGUGGUGAGAUUUGUGCCGAAGCGAUUCUUCUGGCAGAAACAUACGACGGGCCCCCAAAAAAUAUAGUCUGUUAUCAUCAUCUGUGAAUGAAAUUAUACUAAUAAGAUGCGAAAGAAGUGAAGUGGUUUAGUAGCGACAUGAUAAAAAAAUCGAUGGGUAUCACCACAUGCCCCUCAUAAUAUCAACAAGUGGUUGGAGUGUCUUGUUUACACGGGUGAUGUGAGUGAUACUUAAGAAAGUGUUAUUUAAAAGUUGGGGAUUAGUGAUUUCAAAAAAAGAAAGACAAAAAAUAAUAACACAACAAAUGUUAGCUAAAACAAUAUUUGCAUAAUCGUAUAAAAGGUGAAGAAAACAAAAUUAUAAAUUAAUGUCUCACUAGAAGAUACCAGUUGCUGAUACAACAAACACACCAAGAAAGGAAGCUGGUAGUAGGAAGGCAGAAAAAUAAUCAUUUGUAUCUACGCCUCCGCAGAACUGUUGUGCUACCGAGCAAAUAUGUGUUCUCUACAAGCUGCGAAAUAAAUGAUGUACUAAAAUAAAACGUUUGACUUGAGUACAGAGUGCCAGCCAACCUUGGCUUAGCGGUUGAAAACAACAAAACUUAUCGCGCAGAACUACUACUUUUUCAAGCAACACUUUGUAUGCUCAUGAACUGAUCGAAAGUUGAAGCGUGAACCUCGAGGAGAAGCUCAUUUGCAUACUAAAUAAAAACAAUCGACGUCAAUCACGGGCACUUCCCGUGGGCACCUAGCGGAGGAAAAACCAAAGGAAACUACCCGUGGAGUUUCUGCUUUCCGGGCUUGCAAGCCAGUCAGGCAUGACUUCUUCCAUAUUCCUCACAAUGGCAGGCUGGACUAGUGAAAAAUUCCGUGCGAGCUGUCUGGAUAACCAGGGUUUCAAACGUGCCCUGCUCAAAAUGCUCAUAUUGGAUAAUGGCAGUAAAAAUGGCAACAUUAAAGUCGCCGAUCGAACAGCCGCUGAGUAUCUAACGGAUCAAGGGGCGCCGAAUAACAAAUCGCUGCUCAACUUUUUCGCAAUCAACGCCUUGGAGUUGAGUGCCCCCGCCAGUCCUGUACUCCUGGAGCAAAACGCUCCGGCGAUUCCAUCCGGCUGGUUGCAGCUCUCGGGACAUCCUAAGAGCAUUGCUCCGGCAGCGAAUGGCAUCGUCCGCAAGCGUGUCCCCAGUCCCAAUGACGCCGAGGUUCUAGCCUACCGGUUGCUAUCCAUUGAUCCACACGCCUCCAAGAUGGUGCCCAAGUUCAUAGGCAUGCACCAGCUGGAGGGAGAGCAUUUCAUCGAACUCCAGGAUCUGCUGCAGGGUUUCCACGAUCCGAACGUGAUGGACAUCAAGGUUGGUUUCCGGACUUUCUCCGAGAACGAGGUUUCGAACACCACCCUCCGGGAGGACCUGUACAAAAAGAUGAUCUCGGUGGAUCCGAGUGCUCCAACGGCCGAGGAGCACCAGCGAAAGGCGAUCACCAAGUUGCGAUACAUGUUGUUCCGGGAGAAUAUGUCCUCCUCGCAGGAGAAGGGUUUCCGGAUAGAGGCGAUGAAGAUGCGCGGCUGCUCGCCGGUGACCGACAUGAAAACGGUCAAAUCGGGGGUCGAUAUUGAGGAAACCGUUGCACAUUUUGUGAAUGGACGAAAAAGUGUGAUUAAGGAUAUGAUCAAAAGACUGAAACAUAUGCGCACAUCGAUCGAGAAGUCGGAAUUCUUCCAGCGCCACCAAGUGGUUGGGAGUAGUAUUUUUAUCGUGUAUGACGACCACAAAGUUGGCGUGUGGUUGAUCGAUUUUGCCAAAGCACUGCCACUGCCAGAGAACGUGAAGAUUGACCACCGAACUCGCUGGACACCGGGAAACUGCGAGGAAGGCCUGCUGUUUGGGUUCGAUGAGGUGAUACGAGUCCUGGAGGAUGUACUCCAAUCUUGUCAGAGAGCAGCCAGCAAUGGCAGGAAGUCUCACCGUAGAUAGAGCGGAAAAGUAGGAAGAAAGGCACCAAUGCCGGCCGGGGAGCUAGUCAUUCUCUCAAGCUGGACUGAGAGAAGCUGCUAAUAGUAAUUAAAUCCAUAAAACCGUCAAGACUGAGUAUAAUGGCGAAACAUGAAUGCCAAUAAGAUUUCAAAGAUGCUAAAGCACAACAACAGAUUUCGUUCGGAGAGUUAGAUGAUGUAUUUUGAACUUAACAUCAAUUUCCAUUAUAUGGCUCUUCACUUAUUCGAAGACUCGAGAAAAAUCUUUUUCUGAUCUGAGUUAUGGGAAACGUUGUUAUAUGAAGAUAAAAAAAACAAUUUUCCAUAUUGGAAAUCCUGCGAAUGAUUUGCCUUAAGAUUUAAAGAAACGCGAUAUUUGUAGGAACCAGAUAGUGACUCCUCCUUCUGAAAUCUAUUUAAAAUUAUUAAUUUAUGAAAUAAGUAGUAAUAUGUGAAUUACCUUUAUCAAUUUUAUGGUCGAAUUAUAGAAAAUGAAUACUUUAAAUACCAAUAUGAUACAAUCAACACGCUAAUGUUGUGA
Messenger RNA from Toxorhynchites rutilus septentrionalis, 2565 nucleotides. It is a transcript of the gene IP3K1, whose product is annotated as inositol-trisphosphate 3-kinase homolog. Gene Ontology annotation, biological process: inositol phosphate biosynthetic process. Gene Ontology annotation, molecular function: inositol-1,4,5-trisphosphate 3-kinase activity; inositol tetrakisphosphate kinase activity. Bases 871 to 2025 code for a protein of 384 amino acids. The transcript has 4 exons. NCBI's taxonomy places the organism in Eukaryota, Metazoa, Arthropoda, Insecta, Diptera, Culicidae. The record is from RefSeq and is a predicted model, not a curated record. Gene Ontology annotation, cellular component: nucleus; cytoplasm.